Perognathus longimembris pacificus (Pacific pocket mouse) is the source of this 2078-nucleotide messenger RNA. It is a transcript of the gene Cilk1, whose product is annotated as ciliogenesis associated kinase 1. Gene Ontology annotation, molecular function: protein serine/threonine kinase activity; ATP binding. The record is from RefSeq and is a predicted model, not a curated record. Lineage: Eukaryota; Metazoa; Chordata; Mammalia; Rodentia; Heteromyidae. Gene Ontology annotation, biological process: cilium assembly; intraciliary transport; intracellular signal transduction. Gene Ontology annotation, cellular component: cytoplasm; nucleus; cilium. Bases 183 to 2078 code for a protein of 631 amino acids. The transcript has 15 exons.
CCCCGCCUCGCCCGCGCCCCGCGCCCGCAGGAGACUGCCUUCGGAAGAUGUCUCUGGGAGCCAGUCGCCUGCUGUCGAACACCUCGCGCUGGCGCUGCCACCGGAAAAUCUGGUUGCAUUCGGGGGAGGCCUGCUAGGGCUGCGGGCCGGGACCGCGGGCCUGAGAUGAGCGGCCCGUGGCCAUGAACAGAUACACAGUCCUCAAGCAGCUCGGGGACGGCACCUACGGCUCCGUCCUGCUGGGAAGAAGCGUGGAGUCCGGGGAGCUGAUCGCCAUUAAGAAAAUGAAGAGAAAGUUUUAUUCCUGGGAAGAGUGCAUGAACCUUCGGGAGGUUAAGUCUUUAAAGAAGCUCAACCAUGCCAACGUGGUGAAGUUAAAGGAGGUGAUCCGGGAGAACGACCACCUUUAUUUCAUCUUCGAGUACAUGAAGGAGAACCUCUACCAGCUCAUCAAAGAAAGAAAUAAGCUGUUUCCGGAGUCUGCUGUAAGGAAUAUUAUGUACCAGAUACUACAAGGCCUUGCGUUUAUCCACAAACAUGGCUUCUUCCAUCGGGACCUGAAGCCCGAGAACCUCCUGUGCAUGGGCCCCGAGCUCGUGAAGAUCGCGGACUUCGGGCUGGCACGCGAGAUCCGGUCCAGGCCCCCAUACACGGACUACGUCUCCACUCGGUGGUACCGCGCGCCGGAGGUGCUGCUGAGGUCCACCUCCUACAGCUCCCCCAUCGACGUCUGGGCCGUGGGCUGCAUCAUGGCGGAGGUGUACACGCUCAGGCCGCUCUUCCCUGGAGCCAGUGAAAUCGACACCAUUUUCAAAAUUUGCCAAGUGUUGGGGACUCCCAAGAAGACUGACUGGCCUGAAGGCUACCAGCUGUCAGGCGCUAUGAACUUCCGCUGGCCUCAGUGCGUGCCCAACAACCUGAAGACCCUCAUUCCCAACGCCAGCAGCGAAGCCGUUCAGCUCCUCAGAGACAUGCUGCAGUGGGACCCCAAGAAGCGGCCGACGGCGAGCCAGGCGCUUCGCUACGCUUACUUCCAGAUUGGACACCCGCUGGGCAGCGCCGCCCAGAGCCUCCAGGAGGCCGGAAAAGCGCAGAAGGAGAUCCUGGAGAAGGCAGGGCCCCCUCCUCCCCUCAAGCCCGUCCCGCCCGCGCAGCCCCCGGCCAAGCUGCACGCGAGGGUCUCCUCCCGACCCCAUCAAGCCAACCCAGCCCCCCCGCGCCGCAUGUACCCCUACAAAGCAGAGGCCUCCCGCGCAGACCACCCGAGCCAGCUUCAGGAAGACAAGCCCAGCCCGCUGCUCUUCCCGUCUCUCCACAAGAAUCCUCCGCUGAAAGCCGCGGCCGGCCCGGAGCCCCCGAGCGAGGCCCUGAAGCCCGCGGGCCGGCGGCGGUGGGGCCUCACCGCCAGGUCCGCGAGGGACGCGGACGACUGGGCCGACCUGGACGGCUUGGGUUUCGGCUCCCCGCUCGCCAGGAUCGACGCGCGGACCAAGAAGCGGCAGAGCGAGGAGGCGCUGGGCAGGUUCGAGAGCGUGGUGGACCUGAAGCCCCCCGAGCCCGCGGGCGCGGGGAGCAGCGCCCCGGCCCAGCCGCCCCACCCCCGGCGGGACACGCCCACCCUGCGCGCCGCCGCCAAGCUGCACUACCUGAGGCACGCGCGCUACCUGCCCGGAAUCAACAUAAGAAACGGCGUGCUCCCGAGUCCAGGCAAGGACUUCAUCCCGUCCAACCCGUGGUCCAGCUCGGGCCUGUCUGGCAAGUCCUCGGGGUCAGUGUCAGUCAUCAGCAAGUUAACCUCAGUCGGCUCGGGCUCCACCAGUUCCAGUGGACUGACGGGGAGUUACGUCCCCUCCUUCCUGAAGAAGGAGAUUGGCUCUGCUGUGCAGAGGGUGCAGCUGGCGCCCAUCCCGGACCCGCCCCCAGGCUACUCCUCGCUGAAGGCCGCGCGGCCGCACGCGGGGCGGCCCUUCUUCCACACGCAGCCCCGGAGCACGGCCGCGCUGGUGCCCCGGCCGCCCGCCGCGCAGCCCGUGCACGGCCGCCCGGACUGGGCCGCCAAGUACCCGGCGCGGCGGUGA